AGCCAAAACCCGAACCCAAUCGAGCCGGAAACUAACCUUAAGCUACCGGAAACGAUCAAAAUCGGUAAAAGAAUAACCUUCCAAGGUUUAGAGGCGACGUCGUCGGCUUUACACGAAGAUUAUGAUUUCAAGGAUUUAAAAGCCACCAGAUUUCCAUUGUCGAUUCAACAGCUUCUUCUUCGAGAUUCCAAGCUUAGAAACACAGAGUAUGUUUACGGAGCUGUUGUCUUCACUGGACACGACACAAAGGUGAUUCGAAAUUCAACCGAUCAUCCGUCGAAGAGAAGUAGAAUCGAGAGAAAAAUGGACAAAAUCAUCUACAUGACUAUCGAGACAGGAGAGGAUAUAGAGAGAAACAGACGAUGGUACCUAAAACCAGAAGAUGCGGAGAUCUUCUUUGAUCCAGAAAGAGCUCCAAUGGCUGCCAUUUACCAUGUCUUCACAGCGGUCAUGCUCUACAGUUACUUCAUCCCUAUCUUGCUUUACGUCUCUAUCGAAAUCGUGAAAGUUCUUCAGAAUAAACCUGCGCACGCAAGAAUGUCUAAUCUCAACAAAGAGCUCGGGAUGGUCGACACGAUUCUAUCCAAUAAAACCGGAACCUUGACCUGCAACUCCAUGGAGUUUAUUAAGUGUUCUAUCGCGGGGACUGCUUAUGGACGCGGUAUAACCGAAGCUGAAAGAUCUAUGGUUAUGAGAAGCGGCGGUUCGACUUUGGUUGAUGAUGAUUUGGAUGUUGUGGUUGACCGGUCUGGUCCUAAGGUCAAAGGGUUUAACUUCGAGGACGAGAGAGUUAUGAAAGGGAUUGGGUUAAGCAGCGAGAAGCAGCUGUUUUUCUUCAUCGCUUAU
This is a messenger RNA of Thlaspi arvense, 846 nucleotides long. The record is from the annotation of a GenBank genome assembly. NCBI's taxonomy places the organism in Eukaryota, Viridiplantae, Streptophyta, Magnoliopsida, Brassicales, Brassicaceae.